AGGUUAAAGAAUACUCAAUAAAUAAAAAAAGUAAUGUCCUCAAUAUAUAUGGAAUAUCUCAAAAUCUAAACACAAAAGAAUAUGUUAUGGUUCUUCAAUAUGCAAAAGAUGGCAAUUUUAAUCAAUGGAUAAAAGAAAAUUAUGAAUAUUUUAUUUGGGAAAAUAAAUUAUCUGCAUUGCUUAAUAUUAUUAAUGGUAUUAAAGAAAUUCAUCAAAAAAGUUUAGUUCAUCGUGAUUUUCAUACAGGAAACAUUUUAUUUUUAAGUAAUAUAGAUAAUUUUGGUAAUUGUAUAUCAAUUUCAGAUAUGGGAUUAUGUGGAGAAGUUGGUAAUAUAGAUGAAACAAAAAUUUAUGGAGUUAUGCCUUAUGUAGCUCCUGAAGUAUUAAGAGGUAAACCUUAUACACAAGCAGCAGAUAUCUAUAGUUAUGGUAUGAUAAUGUAUUUUGUAGCAACUGGAAAGCAACCUUUUGGUGAUUGUGCACAUGAUCAUAAUUUAGCAUUAGAUAUUUGCAAAGGAGUUAGACCUGAAAUAAGUGAACCAGAAGCACCAAGAUGUUAUAUUGAUUUAAUGAAAAAGUGUUGGGAUAUUGACAAAAAUAAUAGACCAGAUAUUUUUGAAAUAGAUAAAUUAAUCAAUUCAUUUCAUAAGUCAUAUGGAGGAGAUAUUUUCAUUAAAUUAAAUAUGAAUAUAUAA
Molecule: messenger RNA, 695 nt
Organism: Rhizophagus irregularis DAOM 181602=DAOM 197198
Lineage: Eukaryota; Fungi; Glomeromycota; Glomeromycetes; Glomerales; Glomeraceae
Source: RefSeq, a predicted model, not a curated record